This is a messenger RNA of Symbiodinium necroappetens, 270 nucleotides long. Lineage: Eukaryota; Dinophyceae; Suessiales; Symbiodiniaceae. The record is from the annotation of a GenBank genome assembly.
GACUUCACGUUUCCGCGGCCGUGCCCUGCAGUCCGUCGGGCACUCCGGGAGGCGGUCCUGGCGCUAGAGGGGCUUGGCCAUGAGGUAGUGCCUUUCGAGCCACACAGUGAUGGCGUUGUGACGCGAGAAAUGUAUUGGGACCUCAACACUUCCUUCUACAUUUCUGCCGGCCCGUACGUGGACAGCGAGUGUGUCAGAGUGUAUGUUCGUGGGCAGGGGAGGUUAAGGUCGAGGCAGAUGAGAGGCAAGAACUGGCAAAUGACUUUGUGA